Caenorhabditis briggsae is the source of this 255-nucleotide messenger RNA. Lineage: Eukaryota; Metazoa; Nematoda; Chromadorea; Rhabditida; Rhabditidae. The record is from RefSeq and is a predicted model, not a curated record. The transcript has a single exon. Bases 1 to 255 code for a protein of 84 amino acids.
AUGAACUUUGGCCAUUUGUUGGAGAAGAUUCCCGAAAAUGAAGAUAUUGGAGACGUUGCUUCAGAAGUAGAUAAAGAAGAAGAAGAAGACGUUGACGAUGAUCUUGGAGACUUGGCCGACGAAAGUAGCUCUUCUGAUGAGGAAGACGUCGUCAGAAAAGGGACAGGAGACGUUGUUAUCGUCCCGAUGACCACUUCAGGAUCAUCUGCUCACGACGUGAGUCUUCUGAAUACUAACCAGCACAUUUUCUUCUGA